CUUCAAGUGACUCAUGAUUUCAAUUAUAUGGAAUAUCUUUUCAUUAAAAUUAAUGAAAUCUGUUAGUUAUAUUAAUUGGUUCAUCAAAAUAUUUGAUGGAUAGUUACUUAAGUUAUUCAUAAUAAAAUGUAACUUUUCAAUACAUAACAACAACUAAUUGUCAAGACAUUUAAAACUAAUUUGAAUGAGACAUUUUAAAGUAGCGAAGAUAAAAAACGUCUUAUUAGAAAUAAAACAUUCGAUUCGGUUUUGUAUUUUUUUAAUCUUUCAUUGAUGUUUCGGACUUUCAUUGAAUAGUCUUUUAACGGCAUAUGUACUUCCUUGUCAGAUUGUCUUAAUAUUGCUUUAAUUCACAAGUAGUUUAAGCAAAGAUGGAUAGUGGCUAGAAAUUGAAUCCAGGAUGUGCGUUUUGCCCGCUUAGCAGAUAACACGAUGGCGAUCGAAGUAAACGGUACUGAAAUCGAUUUCCAGAGUGAACACUAAAUCUAAGAUUCAGAAACAUCCAACCAACCAGUCCCAAAUAAGACGAUACGUGUGUUCUUGAUUUCUCUGCUAGAAACUAUCCAUCUUUGCCUAUAUAUUCUUAAGUUUUAUAAUUCACAUAUAAUUGAAAUUAUACCCCAAAAACUACACCGUAAUCUAAAUUGUUCUCUAACGUAAUUCUUGAUUCGAAGUAUACCACUGAAUUACUCAUAAAUGUUAACUAAAUAUAUCACAUGAAACAUAUGGUUUAAAAUACAUCCUUUCGGUAUGUUCUAAUUGUGGUUUUUCUUGUUUGUUUGUAGUAAGGUCUUAAGAUCAUGAAUUGAAGCCAUCGAAAGCCAAAUUAAUGUUUUGUGAAAAUGGAGUUAUAUUAAUAUCACAAGAUUUAAAAGCAACAGACUAUGUCUUCUUAAUACUUACAUGUUCCUAUCGUUUUGGUCGUGAUGAUUUAGAUGUAUUAGGAUUAACAUUUCAAAAAGAAUUAUUACUCUAUACAAAAUGUUUAUGGCCUAAUCGAUCGAUUAUUGAUAAUCAAUUACCUAUGAAUAAUAUAAAAAAUCAAAAAACAUGGAAAAAUAAAUUUAAAAAAAAAUCUAAAAGAAAAAUUGAAUCGAUUGAAGAAGUUUCUUCAAUUGUAUUAAGUGAUGAUUCUUAUGGGAUAUUUAGUCAAACAUUAACAAUAAAUGAUUUAACACCAUUUCAAUUAAAAAUGAUUAAUAAAAAUAAUCAACAAACUAUACCAUUUCGUAUAAUUUUACCCCCAUCUAUAUCUCCUUCAUCAGUUGCUAUCCAAACAACCCAAGGAAGUAAUAAUAAACCUUAUGGUAUUAAUUAUGAAUUGACUGCAUUUAUUGGUCAACGAAUUGAUGACAAUCAACCAGCAAGUUCAACAGUAACAAUUGUUUUAAGAAAAUUAACUGCUGGACCAAAGAUAACUCAAAGACCUUUACAACCUAUUGUUGAAUCCAUUAAAAAAACUAUCAAUUUACCAUGUUAUUAUGGUGAAUUAUUUAUCAAAGCAUCUAUUGAAAAACCGUUAUAUUAUCAUGAUGAAUCUGUAUGUGUAUCAAUAGUAUUGGACAAUUUAUGUCAAUUACCUGUUAGGAAACUACAAGUAGCAAUUGUACAAAUUGCUGAAGUUUUUGUCUUGACCAAAGGAACGUAUCGAUUAACAGUAGAUAAACAUUUCUGCAAAGUAAAUCUUCCUCAAGCUGGUGAAGAACAAUGGAAAUAUACAACAAUAUUAAAUACUAAUUUAACAGAUAACAUAUUAAAACAUGGUGUUGCAUUAGAUGGUUAUAUAAGACAAGAGAAAAAUUGGUUAGCUUCAUCAACAGUAUUAAAUUUAUCUGAAAAUUUUAAAGAAUGUUUAGAAAUGAUGCAAAAUAUUAAUAAAAAUGUAAAUAACUCUACAGAUUUGGUGAUAAAAGCUAAUAAAGAACUACAUGGAAUUGUAAUUUCAUAUUGUGUUCGUGUUAGAUGCUGGAUUGGAAUCAGUCGAUGUUCAUUGUACAUUCCAUUUUUGUUGAUGCAACCAGAGAAAGAAUCUGAAGCAGGAGAAGUAGAUAAUCAUGUAAAUUGUACAAAUAAUCAUACUCUACAUGUGGAUAUCGUUCAAAUUCAUCCUUCAGAUUUGAAAGUGACUAAUGAUGAAUUAGUGGAAAUAUCAAAUGAUAAUAAGAGUACAGUGUAAAAUGAAUAUUGAAUAAGUAAAUUAUGAUUACAUCAUCAAUAUUAUAAUAAUUUAUUUACCUAUGUAUUUAUUAACCCUUAUUUAUGACAUUUCAUCUCAAUACAAUGUUUCUAGACAGUUUA
Messenger RNA from Schistosoma rodhaini, 2298 nucleotides. The record is from the annotation of a GenBank genome assembly. Lineage: Eukaryota; Metazoa; Platyhelminthes; Trematoda; Strigeidida; Schistosomatidae.